Messenger RNA from Manihot esculenta (cassava), 997 nucleotides. RefSeq lists its product as uncharacterized. Lineage: Eukaryota; Viridiplantae; Streptophyta; Magnoliopsida; Malpighiales; Euphorbiaceae. The coding region runs from base 325 to 885 and encodes 186 amino acids. The transcript is spliced from 2 exons. The record is from RefSeq and is a predicted model, not a curated record.
AUCUAUUUUACGUAUUACUGGUUUCCUAAUUAUUAGAAGUUAAAAUUACCUUAAUAUUUUCCCCAGAAUUAGGGGGGAAAAGUCCUAAUUCCACGCCAUUUCUUUUGGGUUUCUCUCCAAAUCACAAAUCACAUUCACUUUGCGAAGUAUGAUCUCCUAAUCCUGGCUUGGACCGUGUUGGCGAGCACAAGACAUGACAUUCAAGAAGAUGGUGACAAACCAAAUCUCUCUCUAAGGUUUAGAGAGAGAACAUUAUCUCUGAGAGUUUUUCUUCUUAGGCUCAGUCCUCCGUCCCUGCUAGUUUUCGCGGUUGCCCCUGCCUCGAUGGGCAGGAUGGCUUCUUCCCCCUUGCCUGAAAGUGGGUUUCACUUCCUCCCCGUCCGAGUGAGGUGGAGGAACUUCCUUGCAUUGGUAUUUUUUUUAUAUGCUGGUGAAUGGGGUUUCAAUAGAUCUGAGCUUCUGAAGGUUUUAUUCUCCAUUGCAAUGGCUUUUCUCUUCAGGAGGUUUCCCUUCUCCUUUGGCUCGAGGGCUGGCGAGCGAACUCAAUCGCAGAAGUCUCUCUGCUCUUUCUCCUACAUUCGUCGUUCAUCUCUUAUCCUUGCUAGGGUUGCAUGUGUUUUUCCUUGCUUAGUGUCGCUCUUAUUUCUGUUGCUUUGGUUGCUGGAGGCCGACAAGGGUCCUUCCCUACUCUUCAAUUUGUGUUUUAAGGCUUUUAAAGGCUAUUGUUCGAAAAAGUACCUGUUUCUUCUUAUUGAUGACGGCAAUGGAGUUCUGGACAAAGGACGACGCCCUUGCAACCGGAUUGAGGUUUUGGGUCAAAUGGCUUUUUGGAUCCUAGAGUUUCUGUGUACUUGGGCUGUUCCUUGUCUUUUCUGGGCUCUAUAACUAUCUUUAAUGUUUUGAAGGCCUUGAGCCUUUGAAUGUAAUCUUGAGCCUUUUAGGCUUUUCCUUAAUGAAUUUUAUAUCUUGAAGAAAAAAAAGAUGGUGAUGUGAUGAA